UGGGAGAAGCCAUUGCGAGGAUGUGCUGGAGCGUGUUGACAUGGCGGAGCCUGGCGGUGUUUACCGGCGCUCUGUUGACAGCCGAAGGAUUCUAUUGCCUGCUCCGUUACGUGAGGAAGUGUCGUGAGCAAAAGCCCAAGGUGCUGUUUUUCCCGGCACCGCUCACCUGCGUGCGGCCGCUGCUGUGGAGCCCCAGACGCUGUGAUUGCAGGCUGCCGCACGGGGAAAGCGCGCUGAGUAGCCUGGCCCGCCUGCUGCUGGGCGCAGGCCGCUCGCUCGACGUCUGUGUGUUCAGCAUCUCCAGCUUCGACCUGGGCAGCGUGGUACUCGCCGUGUACAGCCGCGGGGUGCGGGUCCGUGUUGUCACCGACUCCGACUACAUGGCAAUGGCUGGCUCCCAGGUGGGCAAAUUCCGGAAGGCAGGUAUAGAAGUCCGACAUGACCAGGAUACAAGCUACAUGCACCACAAAUUCGCACUGAUUGAUGGAUCUAUUCUUGUAACUGGAUCUUUGAACUGGAGUACCCAGGGUAUAUUUAGAAAUAAAGAGAAUGUAAUCAUAAUUAAGGACAUUGAUGUUGUGAAAGCAUUUGUGGAAGAAUUUGAACGACUUUGGAAUGAAUAUGAUCCGACAAAGUACAGCUUUUCUCCAUAAAAGUAACUAGAAACUACUAAUUUAAUCCUUUAUGGAUUCUAUUGUAGUCCAUUGACAAAAAUUGUUGUCAGAUAACACAGAUUUCGGUAGAUAAGUAUCUUGUUUUUCCUUGAUUGUUUUUAUUUUUAUAAAAUAUUUGUGAUUAAAAAAAAACAAGUGACUAUAAUCCAUGUUGUGUGAA
Molecule: messenger RNA, 834 nt
Organism: Mobula hypostoma (lesser devil ray)
Lineage: Eukaryota; Metazoa; Chordata; Chondrichthyes; Myliobatiformes; Myliobatidae
Gene: pld6
Product: phospholipase D family, member 6
Exons: 2
Coding region: 21-653 (210 amino acids)
Biological process (GO): piRNA processing
Cellular component (GO): mitochondrion
Molecular function (GO): RNA endonuclease activity producing 5'-phosphomonoesters, hydrolytic mechanism
Source: RefSeq, a predicted model, not a curated record